This is a messenger RNA of Clunio marinus, 298 nucleotides long. The record is from the annotation of a GenBank genome assembly. NCBI's taxonomy places the organism in Eukaryota, Metazoa, Arthropoda, Insecta, Diptera, Chironomidae.
GAAUAUCAAAAUUUUUUCAACAAAACAUCAAAAGAGCUCGAAUGCAUUUUCAAACACAAUUCAAGUUUGUGAAGUUAUUUCUCACCGUAUUCGAGUCACCGAUCACCAAACAUUUGCAGUUCAAUCAUGGUGGUUUCAAUAAAAUCCAUAAUACAAAAGGAACAGAACUGAAAAUGGAGAAGUUUCGAACGCAUAUCUAGUUAAAUGCCAAUGAUGUAAAUUGAAUGAAGGAGCAUCUUUUAAAACCAGGAGAUAACCCUUUCUCAAUUUUUAAAUUUCCAUUCUUUAUUGACAUUUU